AUGGGAAAACAUAAAAAUAGAGGGUUUACCAAACGAGAAAAGGCGCUUGUGGACUCCCUUUGGCAACAAUUAGCAGAGUCGCUUAACAGCGCAGGCCCGCCAAUAAAGGAUGUGAACGGUUGGAAGAAGAUAUGGACGGACUGGAAAAGUGAAGUGAAAAAGAAGUUGGCGCAGAAUAAAAUCGAAGCCCGAGCCACUGGUGGAGGACCAUUUUCUAAGUAUACAUUGAACCAAACGGAGGAAACCAUUGUACGCAUUUGUGAAAUGGCUCAGAGUGUUGGAGGGCUUUCGGGACUAUCAUUUGGUCUCGAGGAAGAAUAUUUAAUAUCAAGCGAUGACGAUAUCCCUUCAACUUCUGCGAAACGUCCUCGUCUUGACACCUCUAUCGCUCAAAAACCUACGCCAAAAGAAACAACAAAUGAGCGGCUAAAAAAGUUUCUUGACAAAAAAAUGCUUGAAGUAUUACGCAAACAUGAGAAGGAGGAGUAUGAUCCCUUGGAAGAGGAUGACUGA
This is a messenger RNA of Bactrocera tryoni, 513 nucleotides long. RefSeq lists its product as uncharacterized. The coding region runs from base 1 to 513 and encodes 170 amino acids. The record is from RefSeq and is a predicted model, not a curated record. Gene Ontology annotation, cellular component: nucleus. NCBI's taxonomy places the organism in Eukaryota, Metazoa, Arthropoda, Insecta, Diptera, Tephritidae. The transcript is spliced from 3 exons.